AUGGAUAUAUUCGGCCGUUGCAACGGCGGCGGUGGCGGAACCACGGUAUCCGGAAGCGGCGGCACCGGAGGAGGCAGCGCUGCCUCGGUGAGGGGGUCCAGCAACGAGUCCAGCUGUGGAGGAACGGCCAGCGCUGCCGUCGAGGGCGGUGGAUCCAACGGUAGGAUGCAGUUGACAGGAGCCUCGGCUCCUGGCACUGCCGCCUCGCCAGAGUCGGGUGUUUCCCCGUUGACCGAUGCGUACACGAAGAUGACCAACGACAUCCUGGCGGAGAGGACACUCGGAGACUUCGUCAGCGAGCAUCCCGGGGAAUUGGUCCGAACAGGAUCGCCCCAUCUGGUCUGCAGCGUAUUACCAGCUCACUGGAGGUCCAACAAGACUCUUCCGGUGGCAUUCAAGGUCGUGGCCCUUGGCGAGGUCGGCGAUGGCACAUUGGUGACUGUUCGUGCUGGUAACGACGAGAACUGUUGUGCUGAGCUUAGAAACUCGACCGCCCUUAUGAAGAAUCAGGUGGCCAAGUUCAACGAUCUUAGGUUCGUCGGGAGGAGCGGCAGAGGGAAGAGCUUCACGUUGACGAUCACCGUGUCCACGACGCCGCCCCAGGUCGCCACCUACACCAAGGCCAUCAAAGUGACCGUGGACGGGCCGCGGGAACCGCGAUCCAAGACCAGUGAGUAUCACUUGUUGUCUCUUUUAGGGCAGCAGCAGCAGUUCCACGCGUUCGCGUUCGCCUCGCAGAGGGGCGGUCCGUUUUUCGCCUCGCCGCUGGUGGACCCCCUGCAACCCUUACCGAAUCCUCUUCAGCCGUUGCCGAGCCCGCUGCAACCGCGGGACCCGUUGUCAUCCUUCAGGCACGCGAUGCCCGGUAACUGUCAGAACAUGUCCCAGUUCGGUCUGACUGCGAGCAAUUCAUGGGGUUACGGAAGCACGGCUGGUUACGCUGGUUAUCUUCCCGGCCCUUUAUCGUCGUGCGCGGCACAGGCCUCGUUCCCACCCCCGCCUCCGCCGCCGCCGCCGCCGCCGCCAUCGUCGUCGUCGUCGUUGGCGUCUUUCGCGGGGACCGCAUCCAUGAACACGCCGACGGCGCCCGAUUCGACAGCGGGUUCCACCGUCACAUCCGGCACCCAAGCUGGAUCCACGGCGCAGCAGGAUGCGUUCUCAGCGGUAUCCUCCUUGGUGCCAGACUCGACGACGACAGGUCAGUCUGACCCUCUGGACCCGUUGAGCAGUCUGAUGUCCGGCACACCGAGCCAAAGGUACCAAGACUACGUCUCCCCUAGAUCGCUGUCCACCGACUCGAGUACCACCGAGAGCCCAGUUCACGAAGAGCAGGGUUUCGGUCAGAACUACGGCAACUACUUCCCGACGCCCGGUGUGUUGCCUAGUAUACUCUACUCCCAGCUGUACGGGAAUCAGUUCCAGAACAGCGAGAGCCCGGAGCAGAGAGCGGUCGCGGACAGUUGCAGCGUGAGGCAGGAGGAAGUCAGACCGGACAACAACGUCUGGAGGCCUUACUGA
Molecule: messenger RNA, 1518 nt
Organism: Dufourea novaeangliae
Lineage: Eukaryota; Metazoa; Arthropoda; Insecta; Hymenoptera; Halictidae
Product: runt-related transcription factor 1-like
Exons: 6
Coding region: 1-1518 (505 amino acids)
Biological process (GO): regulation of DNA-templated transcription
Cellular component (GO): nucleus
Molecular function (GO): ATP binding; RNA polymerase II cis-regulatory region sequence-specific DNA binding; DNA-binding transcription factor activity, RNA polymerase II-specific
Source: RefSeq, a predicted model, not a curated record